AUGGCACCUCCGGAUGAAAAAACCAUUGAGUAUUUGCUGAAAAAGCUCGCAAUGGGCGAAGAGCUCACGGAAAAACAGAGAAAGGACAUGAAGGACUACAAGUUCUGGAAAACACAGCCGGUUUCGAAGUUCGACGAGAAAAUCGACAAGGAAGGCCCAAUCGACUCGGUGAAGACCCCAGCAGACAUUCCUGACGAACCAAGUCCUCUGCUGAACGAUUUCGAGUGGGUGACCAUCGAUCUCAACAAGGAGGACGAAAUGAAGCAAGUGGAAUCGCUGCUGUACGAACACUACGUGGAGGAUCAAGACGCUACGUUCCGGUUUGCAUACAGUUCGAGGUUCUUCGAGUGGGCAUUGAAACCACCGGGAUGGAAACACGAAUACCACGUGGGGGUGCGUGUCAAGUCGACGGGCAAGCUGGUGGCGUUCAUCAGCGGCAUUCCUUCGCUGCUGCGGGUCCGUGAAAAUAAAGUGCCAAGCGUGGAAAUCAACUUUCUGUGCAUCCACAAAAAAUUGCGGUCCAAGAGACUGGCGCCGGUGCUGAUCAAGGAAAUCACCCGCAGAGUCAACAAAAACGAUAUCUGGCAGGCCCUAUAUACCUCGGGAGCCGUCCUGCCCACGCCAGUGUCCACGUGCAGAUACACACACCGUCCACUGAACUGGGAGAAACUGUACGAGGUCGGCUUUUCAUCGCUGCCUGCGGGCGUCACCAAGUCGCAGAUGAUUGCCAAGUACGCUCUGCCGUCCAGCACAAAAACUCCAGGGCUUAGAAAAAUGGUCCCUGAGGACGCAGCCCAGGUUCUGGAGCUGUACAAUAAAUUCCAGGCCAAAUACGAUCUUGUGCAAGAGUUCACAGAAGACGAGCUGGUCCACUGGCUGUGCGGCCCAGACACACAAAGGGACCUCGAGGACAAGGAGAAAGUUAUUCUUUCGUAUGUGGUUGAGCAGGAUGGCAAGAUCACCGACUUUUUCUCGUUCUACCUGCUACCAUUCACUGUCCUGAACAACUCCUCGUACGACCGGCUGAACGUGGCGUAUUUGUUCUAUUAUGCCACCGAUGCCGGUCUAGAUGGCAAGGACGACGCCGUGCUGGCAAAGCGUCUGAGCUCGCUGAUCGGCGAUGCGUUGGUGGUGACAAAGAAUUUGAAAAUCGACGUUUUUAAUGCUCUCACGUCUCAGGACAACACUCUGUUCCUGAAAGAGCUCAAGUUUGGAAACGGAGACGCGUUCCUCAAUUUCUACCUCUUUAAUUACAAGGCGUUCCCAAUCAAGGGCGGAAUCGACCCGGACACUAAGGAGCUGGACCCGGUGAACAGGAGCGGUGUUGGUGUCGUGAUGCUGUAA
Molecule: messenger RNA, 1344 nt
Organism: Ogataea parapolymorpha DL-1
Lineage: Eukaryota; Fungi; Ascomycota; Pichiomycetes; Pichiales; Pichiaceae
Product: Glycylpeptide N-tetradecanoyltransferase
Exons: 1
Coding region: 1-1344 (447 amino acids)
Biological process (GO): N-terminal peptidyl-glycine N-myristoylation
Cellular component (GO): cytoplasm
Molecular function (GO): glycylpeptide N-tetradecanoyltransferase activity
Source: RefSeq, a predicted model, not a curated record